CAAAAUGUAUUAAAAUAGGCUUUAUAAAAUGUGUUAUUGUGUUUUUUUUUAGUUACUUGCUAUGUAAAGAAUGUACGGUCUAUAAUCUAUUGCUAAAAUAUUGUAUCAGGACUUAAAAUUAGAUCAGAUCUGAGGCCAAGAAAUCGUAUUCAGGAUGCGAGGCCAAAAUUGUUGAUUGGGACUUCCCUAAUUGCAAUCACGUUCAUUGGGUGGAACUGGAACAGUGACAGUGUGAUCCGCCAAUGAGAUCGCAAUGGAUGGAUGACGUUGGCUCACUGAGGGGAGGAAUGAGCAUCAAUGAAGAUAUAAAAGAAAGACGUAUAAGAGAGAGGUUUGGACUCAUCUCUUCGUCCACCCGAUGAUGGAGACGGAGGACCAAUCAGAGCUCUGCUUUCCACAACUAAGCAACAUCUCCUGCAAGAAGCCCAUGUCUCAUUGGUCUGGUGAUAUACUUUUGACAGUUCUGCUGUCCGUUAUCUGUGUCUUCACUGUGUUUCUCAACCUGCUGGUUAUCAUCUCAAUCUCCCAUUUCAGGCAGCUCCACACUCCCACCAAACUCCUCCUCCUCUCUCUCGCGGUCUCUGACUUGCUGGUGGGCCUCCUGGUGAUUCCAGGUGAGAUCUACAUGAGAACGUCCUGCUGGGCCCUGGGCGAUGUUCUCUGUUCUCUGUGGAGCUACAUGGUCUUCAUAGUGACGUUUGCUUCAGUGGCACACAUGGUGCUGAUAUCAGCUGAUCGUUAUGUGGCCAUUUGUGAUCCUCUGCAUUACAACACCAGGGUCACUGUGGGAAGAGUUCGAUUCUGUGUUUGUCUCUGUUGGUUCUCUUUCUUCCCCUACUGUGGCAUCAUUUUGAAGGAACAGCUGGCUCACCCCGCCAUGUAUAAGUCAUGCCACGGAGAGUGUGUCAUUGGUUUUGAAUAUGCCUCAGGUGUUGUUGACAUUGUUGUGGGCUUUGUCCUCCCUCUCAGCAUCAUCUUCAUUCUGUACAUGAGAGUGUUUAUGGUUGCAGUGUCUCAGGCGCGAGCCAUGCGCUCUCAUGUUGCAUCCAUCAAACACCAUCAUUCAGUCACUGUUAGGGCAAAGAAAUCAGAGUUGAAGGCCGCCAGGACUCUUGGUGUCGUCAUCCUUGUCUUCAUCAUGUGUUUAUGUCCAUAUUUCAUUUUUACUCUGGCAAGUGACAACAAAAUAAUAUCUUUAUUGGCUCAUUAUGCUGUUUACUUAUUUGACUUCAACUCGUGUUUAAACCCGUUGAUUUAUACCUUGUUUUAUCCCUGGUUUAGAAAAGCAGCUCGAUGUGUUGUCACGCUGCGCAUACUGAAGUCUGGCUCUAGGGGAGACAACAUACUUUAGACCAAAAGGUGAAAUAUUAAUGUUUACAGUGUCGAUUGUAGUAAUUAGUUAACCAGAUGUAAGUAAGCAGCCUCUUUUCCACGGAUGAAAUUGUAAAGACAUCCACAUGAUUUAAACUGUAAUGAACACUGACCCUAUUUGAAGUGCAAGUGAAUUUCAUUUGCUCAAUCUUUGAGCUGGAAAUGCCAAGAAAGUAGAAAUAAAGUAAAGAAGGUGACUCACAGAAGGAUGUUGGGUGAAGAAAUAAGUUUCACAUUAGAGUAGGACAUAUAUCAGACUAUUAUCUCAUAACCUAACCUAAAACCUGAUAGAACUGCAGGAAAUAAUGAAAUAUUUACAAUGCAUCUUUUAAAAAAUCAACUUGACCAUCAAGGAUCUAUUGUAACCACUUAUAUCAUUUUUAAUCAUGAUGAUCUUACAUCACACCCGAGUAUUCAUAUCUCUACCCUGGAUGUAUUGCAGUUCUUCUCAUAGUUAAAAUUGUUUAUGCUUAAAAACUACUAACAGGUUAAUAUUUCCCAAAUAAAUUCAUGACCUCA
This is a messenger RNA of Nerophis lumbriciformis (worm pipefish), 1890 nucleotides long. RefSeq names its product trace amine-associated receptor 13c-like. Gene Ontology annotation, cellular component: membrane. NCBI's taxonomy places the organism in Eukaryota, Metazoa, Chordata, Actinopteri, Syngnathiformes, Syngnathidae. The record is from RefSeq and is a predicted model, not a curated record. Gene Ontology annotation, molecular function: trace-amine receptor activity. Gene Ontology annotation, biological process: G protein-coupled receptor signaling pathway.